AUGAGCUCCAUACAGUCAAACUCUUCUGCAAACGAGACCUUUGUUCGUCCUGCAACAUUUUUCCUCAGUGGCCUUUCUAAUGUUCCACAUGCAAAAUACUAUUAUGUGUUCUUGUCUUUAGUGUAUGUUGCUACUGUUUUGGGGAAUUCAUUUAUCAUGUGUGUGAUUUAUUUGUCUCGCAGACUUCACACAGCCAAAUAUGUUGUUGUUUUCCAUCUGGCCUUUUCUGAUCUGUGUGGAAGCUCGACUGUGAUUCCAAAAAUAAUUGACACAUUUUUAUUCGAACAUCAGGAGAUUUCAUAUGAAGCAUGUUUGGCAAACACGUUUUUUAUAUAUCAUUUCCUAAAUAUCCAGUCUUUAACACUACUUGUCAUGGCUUAUGACAGACUGGUUGCUAUUUGUUUUCCUCUACGUUAUCAUGCUAUUAUAACCAAACCAACAAUGUUCCUGAUCCUAGGAGGAAUGUGGAUUUAUUCUGUGACAUAUUUUUCUGUAUUUAUAGGUUUGCUAAAUAGACUCUCUUUUUGUAAAUCUAAUGUGAUUGAUAGUUAUUUUUGUGAUUACAGUCUUCUGAAUAAACUAGCGUGUAAUGAUAAUUCUAUAAAUAUUUUGAUGAUAAAAAUUUGCUUUGGUGUCAUGAUUGGCAUGCCACUCAUGCUGAUCUUUGUCUCAUAUUUCUGCAUUUCUUUAGCUCUGUUUAAGAUUGCUCAUGGUGCCGAUCAAGCCAAAGCCAUAAAAACCUGCACCUCACACCUCAUGUUGGUGGCAAUUAGUUAUAUCCCCUAUUUAAGUAGUCACAUUGCAUUCUUAACAUCACAUAUUCAACCAAACACCCGGUUAAUUAACCAUUCCCUCACACAGACAAUUUCACCUAUGCUGAAUCCCAUCAUUUACACUCUAAAGACAGAGGAGGUAAUGCAAUCCAUAAAAGAUCUGUACAAAUCUAGCAAAGUGAGCAGUACAGUACAAAUGAAAUGUAGGAGAAAUUCGAAACUAAAAUUACAGGUUUAA
Molecule: messenger RNA, 1011 nt
Organism: Danio rerio (zebrafish)
Lineage: Eukaryota; Metazoa; Chordata; Actinopteri; Cypriniformes; Danionidae
Gene: or42a8
Product: odorant receptor, family 42, subfamily A, member 8
Biological process (GO): G protein-coupled receptor signaling pathway; detection of chemical stimulus involved in sensory perception of smell; signal transduction
Cellular component (GO): membrane; plasma membrane
Molecular function (GO): olfactory receptor activity; G protein-coupled receptor activity
Source: RefSeq, marked provisional